CUUGUCUGAAAACACGGAAAACUCGUCGCGAUUAUUCGAUAAACGCAACUAGCGCGUAUUGUGUCAUUUCACGACGAUCAGCGUUUGACCGGUCAGUAUCGAAAAUGACAGUUUCGCGGGGUUACUCCAAUAGAGCGAGACCGAUAAUUUUUUCGUGUAGUGAAAAAAAAAAAAAAUGCACACACUGACAAUUUGUAUAAAAGCGACGGAUAAUUUAUACGCGAAUAAUUGCACAAUCAUGUACAGCGACGCUUUCAGGUAUUCUAGCGUAUCUGUCGCUUCAUACAAUGCCUAUCUCGCAUGACAGAUGGCAUACGGCUCAAAGCAACAUCGUUAAAAUAAUUUCCAAAGCCUGAUUAAAUGAUCAUGAUAAAAUAGCAUCCUCUGAGCCGAGCUGUCAAUUGUGCCGUCAAUAUGAACAUUGGUCCUGCAAAUGUUGCCGAAUUAUUCCAUCAUUUGGAGUCUAAUAAGCUCGGAGAGGUUGAGGAGAUCAAGAAAGUAUUUCACGACCAAUUUCUGUGCACUAAGGAUAGUUGGUUGAUAAAUGGAUUAUUUGAUUAUUACCUUUCCACAAAUUCUGCAAGGACGGCUGAAGUAUUAGCAGGAGUUCGAGAUCCGCAUGACAAACACUUGUUGGAUCGUUUAUCAGACAUUCUUUCAAAGCCUACUAGUAAUAGUAAACAGAGAAUACAGGCACUUACACUGCUUGGACUUAUAGCCAGGCGUCAGCCAACUUGGUUGUACAAGCUAGCCAAUCAUGCUUUAUUCAGAGAUUUACUCAAAUUACUUAAGGUGGAGGCAGAUAUAGUACCACUUAUGAGUGCCCUUCUUUUAUUAGUAAUGUUGUUACCAAUGUUACCUGCUGCUCUAGGGCCAUAUCUACCAGAAAUAUUUGAGGUAUUUGGCCGAUUGGCCUCUUAUCAUCAUCAAUUGUCUUUACUUUCUCCUACUCCUUUUACUUUGACUACAAAUGUCAUCUGCAAGGAUCACUUGCAUCUCAUACAUUUGCAGGUAGGAUUGUACAACUUGUUUCAUAGACUGUAUGCAAUGUAUCCUUGCAAUUUUAUGUCAUACCUGAAGCAACAGUAUGUUCAACGUGAGCAAUUGGCCAUAUUUACUCAUACUAUUAGACCUAUGUUGGAUUCUGUGCGUGUGCACCCUUUGCUUGUUACAGCAUCCAAAGAUGCGGAAAUUUCAGCCACUAGAUGGAAAAAGAUGGAACAUCACGAUAUUGUGAUAGAAUGUGGCCGUUUUACGUUAGAUAAAUAUCGAGAAGAAAUAUUAGGCUUAGCUAAUUCUCGAUGCACUCCACCUCUAGAUCAAUCUUCCACUACUUGCGCGCCGAUAAAUAUUUAUGAGGGAGUGACAACUACAGAGAUAAAUGAGAGCAAUGGAGAGGAGGAUACGUUCUGGUCACCAAGCAUGACAAUGUCACCACAUAGUCCACCGUUUCAAAAUACAUCUCACGAGCCGCGCUCUGCUCCUCCAACACCUAAUAACAACCGAAGCGGUACUUCUCCACCUGAGGCUGCUAUAGAAGCUACUCCCGAGACAACUCCUGUCAAGGAUUUGCGAAAGAUAUCAACGAGACAACUGCCUGUUGGAUCUAGCGCGGUACGUGCUUUGAACGCAUUAGGCAAUGGCACAUCCUCUCGACCGUCAACGCCCACUCCUGUAAGUUUAUAUUCUGGUUCAGGAGCGAGAAAUACGGAUAUGGCAACAAGUACACACGGAUUUCUGUCUCAUAAAUUAAACAAAAUUAUGAUGGACAGACAAAGUGUCCUACAGCCGCAAAAAGUAACGAGUAAUAACGAAGAAAACGAAAGGCUUUUAGAAAUAGCUAUGCGCCAGAACGGGAAAAAUGAUUCUUGGCAAGAAGAUCAAGAGGUUUUGGAAAUCGUCAGUUCGCACGGCAAUGGAGUAGCUGAAAUGCCAAAAUACAUCGAAUCGCAAUCUGAAGACCAAAGUGAGAAAAACACGUACGGUUCUACAACCGAUUUAUCGCAAAAGGUUUAUAAACUUCGAUUAUAUUCUCAAUAUCAGAAUCCAGUGGAAAAAUCAAACUCGAAAGUAACGCACACGAUUCGACACUCCAAAUCUUGUCCUGAUAUAAGAAUGCAGAAAAAAUAUAACAGCGAGGAUGUGACAGCCAAAUCAGUGAAAAAGUUUGAGAAUGCUGGCACCCAGACAUGCGAUUUAUUUCCGUAUAAACACUUGUUGCUGGGAAUGUUAGAUCAGAACAGUCAAAACUUUAGUCAAGAGUGUUCCGAUUCAAGACUGUUGCCGAUCAACAUGCUCGAUCGGUAUAUUGAGACAUGUACAAGAGUGAAUAACUUCUCUAGCAAAACUAGAACAAACGGUGCCAGACAGAAACAAAAGAAGAAGGGCGAAGAAGAUGUCGAAGAGGACAAAGGAGAUGACGAUGGUAUAGAUUCGCUUUGUGCUAAUCAGUUAUCAAUCAACUUUCAACUUACACAAAUGCAGCUACAGUUUGAACGGCAACGACGAGAGGUUUAUGCCGAGCGUAAUCGGCGUUUAGUCGGUAAAUUGAGGGAUUCACGAGCUUCGGAAGAGCAUAAUGUUGCUCUGACCGAACGUUUAAAAUUGUUCGAGAGAGAAAUUGAAGACCUAAAAGCACAAUUAGAACAUAAUAAAAAAGCAGCACAUCUCGCUGAGGAACAAUAUAAGGAAGCUAUGCAUUAUUGGCAAACUAAAUGCACCGAAGAACAACAACAAAGUCAUACACUCAAAGAACGCUUAGAGUGUCUUGAACUAGAAUUAAAAAGUGAACAAAAGAAAGCAACGGAAACACAACAACAACUUCGUUCUACUGAAGCGGAACUUUUCAACGCGGGACACCAACUUAAGACAGCACUUGAAGCUGCGGACCGAUCUAAAGAACUGGAACGUAUAAUGGAUACCAUGCAGAAAAAAUUUGUUCUUUCAGGAGAGGCAAAAUGGAAAUUAGAAGAAAAUAUAGCUACUUUUACGCCAACAGUUAAGCAUGAAACGACGCUAAUUCAGAAAGCAUAUACAGAAGAAUUAAAUAACAUUCGACGACAGUUGGAAUCGCGAACAUCACACUUGGAAGCGCUGAAAGCACGUUUGAGUGAGGUAGAGAACAAAGAGGCGCGCACAGAAGCGCAACUGGUGAAUCUCCAAAGACUCUUGCAAGAGACAAAAGAUCGGCAUGCGUUUGAAUUGGAAACUGUAGAAUCGAAAUAUCAGGCGCAAGUAGAAAUAAUUCUACUUUUAGAGAGUCGUAUACUUGAGCUUCACGGCAAACUGGAGACUGCAACGUACUCCAAUACAUCGCCGAUGGCUAAUCCCGCUUCUUCAGCUUCGCCUAAAGAGCGAUCCCCACCUCUCUCAACCAGCUUGGCCUCGUCCAGUGAGGGCAGCCUCGCAUUUAUUCAUCCAGGCGCCGGAAUCAUUAUGAACGAUUGUUGCGACACUUCAACGGGCGAGAUUCCGAAUCUACAAGCUAUGAUAGAACCCGUACCAAGUAGCAGUCAAGUCACUUCACCGUCACGUUCUAUCGUUCAACGACCACCAUUGUCAAAACAAGACUAACGCUGCGGAAAUGUUUGCCUCGACAUAAGCUUCUCGUAUAUCGCCUACAAAACAAUAUACGGGACUAUUAUCAAAGUUUACAAACGAAUGGCCGCGACAAAGAUUCGCGGCACAUAUAAGAAGAAAGUUAUUUGUAGCUUUUUAUUGAUAGAGUAGAUGAGAUUCAUAAAAAAAAGUUGUGCUAAUUGACUGGUUGCAAUCGAGCAGGCAUGCUAAGUUUGUUAGCAUUGAUAUAUCUCCUCUCUUGGAAAAUGAAUUCACAGUGAAUAAAUGGUUGAGAUAUUUUGCUGACCAAUUUUGGUA
Molecule: messenger RNA, 3876 nt
Organism: Pseudomyrmex gracilis
Lineage: Eukaryota; Metazoa; Arthropoda; Insecta; Hymenoptera; Formicidae
Gene: Tsc1
Product: hamartin
Exons: 15
Coding region: 415-3573 (1052 amino acids)
Biological process (GO): regulation of cell cycle; negative regulation of TOR signaling; negative regulation of cell population proliferation
Cellular component (GO): TSC1-TSC2 complex
Source: RefSeq, a predicted model, not a curated record